AAUAUCUCAUUGUAUUAUAUCAAUAUCGCUCGCAAAUAUUCCGCGGUACAAGGUGUUAAAAUCACGUUUCGUAGAAUGCGCAGCUCUGUUGGAUUGUCCUAGCUCAACGACGAGUCAUUAAUCCGAUCUAUUUUGCAGCGGGUGGUUAUAUGUUACAUAAUUAUAAACAUGCGACGCAUCACGUGAUUUAGAGUCUCCCCGGUGUAACGCAUCUGGACCACGGGUUCAUAUAUCUAUGCCCCUGAAUAUUAGUAUCCUGACGAUCCGUUUCAACGAUCAGUCUGAUAGCAGCCGCUGAGGAGAGACAAAGCGAGUAUUGUUCUCGAGGACAUCCAACGACAUCGUCGUUGGACGUACGCACACUUGCAGGCCCAUCGAAUGCGAGCACAGGAACGCAACAACGAAUAACAUCCAAUGAGAAAUCAGUGUCGAAAGGUCCGCUGUUCUCUAGAGGGUCCAGUGUGUUUGUGGAGGAUCCCGGUGCCAGUAAAGCGGUGUCAAAGACUGAUUACUGGCGCCAGUAAUCGUUGCCCGCGUAAAUCCCGCUCGACACCUUCCUGACGACUUUCGAAGGAUUACGUAGAAGGGGUAGACGUCUGAUCAGAGGGGUCGUUGCGCAGUGCAGAGUAGCCGUAGUCGCGUUGCGGUUUCGGGGGUGCGCAGACGGGGGUGGUGCUGGCUGUCCCAGCGUACCUUGCUUCGUUUUUCAGUGCUUUUCGCGUUAUACCAUCGACUACAACGUUUCAUUGUACGUCGCUUGCGACCAGUCUCGAAAAUCCUACGGUUGACCGUGGUUCGAAACCCAGCUUGGUCUUCCUCGGUGUGCUUUGAGUCAAAGCCUUUGACUCGCAGCUGGUGCCAACGUCUACGCACAUGCACGCUGCUGCACGUGCACGAGCUUUACUCAGGAUGCUCGCGAUUCUGUUGAUACUGAUGCCAACGCUUUGGCACGCUGCAGCUCAGUCCAGCGUGUUGGUAGCGGACACCACCAUGUCCAGAAUGGUGGAACUGAUCGCGGACGCGCCAUUCUGUGCUCUAUACACCGAUCGUGGCGUCAUACAAAGCAUGGUCCUCAGCGCAGACCCAAAGAAAGUCCGUCAAAUGUCCAGCAAUCUCGUCGCAGACCUUGUAGAAACUUGCAAAGCCUCUCGCGAUAAGGGAAAAAACCAAAAACCAGGAGGAGGCCUGAUAUACCCUGGCACCAAAUGGUGCAGACCCG
Hylaeus anthracinus is the source of this 1219-nucleotide messenger RNA. RefSeq lists its product as uncharacterized. The annotation marks the transcript as partial. Lineage: Eukaryota; Metazoa; Arthropoda; Insecta; Hymenoptera; Colletidae. The transcript has 4 exons. The record is from RefSeq and is a predicted model, not a curated record.